This is a messenger RNA of Aquila chrysaetos chrysaetos, 1245 nucleotides long. Its product is annotated as translation initiation factor IF-2-like. The record is from RefSeq and is a predicted model, not a curated record. Lineage: Eukaryota; Metazoa; Chordata; Aves; Accipitriformes; Accipitridae. The coding region runs from base 205 to 780 and encodes 191 amino acids. The transcript has 2 exons.
GUCAAACACUGACGACGACGGCGGUCGCCGUAGAGGAAGGGUGAAGGGACGCAGCCUCCCCCCGCCGCCCAGCGGGGCGCGGGGCGCAGCGCCCCGCCGAGAGCCGCCGGGGGCCGAGGGAACGGCCGGGCAGCGGCCGCGGGGACGCUGCGGCAGCCCGACGCCAGGGGGCGGCCCGCGCCCCGCCGCCGCCGCGGCCGCCGGAUGGCGGUGACCGCCCGGCGAGCCGCUGCGGCCGGUGGGGAGGGGGGGGCGGGCGGGGACCGGCGCGGAUCGCCCGCGGGCCGCCGGCCGAGGCGGAAGGGAAGGCCGGGGAGGAGAGCGGACGGACGGCGGCAUGGGACCCGCCGGGCGGCGCGUCCGCCGCGCGGCGGCCGGGGAGCGGAGGAUGGGGCCGCGGCGGUGCGCCCCGAAGGGCGCGGGGUUUGGCCGCCCUGUGGUAACUACCGCCGGGGCGGGCGGGGGCGAGGGGCCGGGGCGGGCGCCGCCGCCGGGUGUCACGCGCGGCGCCGUGUGCGCGGUGCGGGGGGUUUAAACGUGAGCGGUGGCGGGGCCGCCAUUUUGAAUGGUUCCCUGCCGCGCCGCAGGGAGCGCGGGGUCGCGGCCGGCCGCUGCCCGCCCUCGGCGGCGGCCGCCCCGCGGGGCUGCGGGGAGAGGGCCGGCCGGCGGGGGGGGGGGGCCGGGCGGGCUUUGCAGGUAACGGUCACAUGUAGCCCCACGGCCGGCUCCGAGGCGGAGUCGCCGGUGCCGACGGGACGCAGUGCGAGGGAGAACAAAUAAAGUGCAGAAGUGCCUCCGAAACGCCUCGUUUCUCCUUGUCCGGUUUCCCGCCCGGGGGGAGAGGCGGCGGAGUCGGUUUGGCCGGUGGGCGUAGGCUGGGCGGGCUGGCCGCCACCGGCUGCCGCCGUGCCGGGAGGUACAAUGGCAUCUCCCGCCGCCCCGGGGCUCCGCCGGCGCUGAACCUCUUCUGGCGGCGCAUCGGUGUGCGUUUGUGGCCGAACGCCGGCAGCUGCCCUCGGCUGCGGUGGCGCGACCGUAGUGCAUCCUACGGUGAAUCAGACAAACGGCUAGUAAAUUAAAGAUAAGCAAACAACAGCGAUGCACGUAAGCGUUUUGUCCGAGCUCCUGCGAAAUAAAUGGGCGUUAUCUAAAUAAAUCUGAGAAGUCCAGGUUAAUUUUAAAUCUUUUUGCUGUAACGCGGGGGAAUUACCCAUUUUAAUCUGAUAAACAUACUACCUAAAGGGA